CGACACCCGCAUUAUUAUUAUUUAUAUCCUUGCCUUUUCAACAUUGACCUUCAGAUCUCUCAAACCUGCGCAUUUACUGGCGCAUCAAGUUAUAAAUUAAACCAGCCUCUAAUAUAUUGUUGAUUUAUUGAUUCAAGGCCAAAUAUUUCCAGCAUGUUCAAGAAAAAACCAACGAUCAAAACACUUUCCCCCCUCCGUUCCUCCGACCGACGCAAAAUUGCCGACCAGAUCAUCAAAGAUUACAAAAUUCCAAUACCCGCAGCUGUUCCAGCAGAAGGAAGCUCGAGCGAUGAGAACCCAGCAACAAAAGAGACAGCUAGCAACCUGACAACAAUCCGAAACGCCAUUCUUCCCGAAAACUCCCUCUCAGCACGCUUCACCACCACCGCAGGCCCGCAACUCCGCGAAGUCCAGGGCACCGUAUACGUAGGCUCCCACCCGGAGUUUGCAGGCGAAGAGCGCAUUCUGUGGUUCAAGCUGGAGCAAGGACCCGGCGCAGAUGGACGGAUAUAUCCUACUGUAUACUCUUUAUGGCACAACCCACGUAUUGUGCCGUUGUUGCAUACGCCAGAGUUGGUGAUGGGGAAGCUUACCGGGGGAGCGGAUUUGAUGACCCCGGGGCUGGUGAAUGGGCCGCCAUUUCCUAGUGGUGCGGUGAAGGGCGCAGCCGUGGCGGUUUCGAGUACGAGGAGUCACACUGUACCGCUUUUUGUGGGUGUGUGUGAAGUUGAUGUUGCGGCGUUGGGGGAGGUGCAGGGGAGUAAAGGGCAUGCGGUGAGGGGGUUGCAUUGGGAGGGCGAUGAGUUGUGGGCGUGGAGCGCAUCGUCGAGACCAGGGCAACUUGCGCCAGAGGUUCUGGAGGGUUGGGAGGAUGAGGUGAAAGAUGUUGAGGAGGGUUUGGAGGAGCUGGACUUGAAAGAAAAGGAAGCAGAGGAACAAGGCGGGGUGGCGUUGAAGGAUGAGGAGGAAGAGGCUGUUGAAAUCGAGCCGGAAAAGGAACCAACAGUUAAAGAGAUUGAGGAGGCUUUUGUCAAAGCUUUUAUAUACUCGCUCUACCAACUCAAGAAGGACAACCCGAAUGCACCAAACCAUGGAUUGAGUCUUCCAGUCCAACCUUCUGCACUGAUCUCCAGUCUCAUCACACCAUAUCUCCCGGUAUACUCAACCCAACAAGCUCAAUAUUACCAAAUCAAACGAACGAGCUGGAAAAACGUCAAAAAGUUCAUCAAACAUCUCGACAAAGAGCAACUAGUCAAAUCCAAAGACAGAAAUGGCCAGGAAACCGUCAUCAUUGAUGUUGAUUUCAACGACUACAGAUUAGCCCAAUUCACCCCCUACAGACUUCCCAACAGGAACAUUGUCGAAAACUCUGGGAAAGCAGUGUCGAAACCGGCACAGGAUGGCAUCGACCCAUCCGUCGGCCAGACAAUCACCGUGCAAAUUCUGUAUAGGCCUACACAAAAACUAACCCCAACAUUCUUCCCAGCACUCCCCACCUCUGACCCCAAAAAUUAUUAUAAAUAUUCCGAAGUCUCCAGCCAUUUAGACGAAUACCUCUCAUCUCAAAACCCGCCACUGAUCUCCGCAACGAACCGACGAAUUAUAAAACUUAACCCAUUCCUCGCAAACAUAGUCUACAAUUCUUCCUCCGCUGACGACCGAGCAGCUCUAGCCCGCGGCGAGGUAACUCGAGAUGGCCUGCUCAAGAGACUCAUAUCUGACGCUUCCCUCCUGAACCCCUACCACGCGAUCCUGAAACAGUCGCAGACGGUAGAAGACGUAAAACCAAAGUCGGGGAGUCCGCCCAAGGUGACGGUGGUGGUCGAAAAAAGGGGGUCGAAUAAAACCGUGACCAAGGUUUCUGGCAUCGAGGUCUUUGGGAUUAUACCCGCCCUGCUGGCUGAGGAACUGCAGAAGAAGUGUGCCUCCAGCACCAGCGUUGCCCAAGCGACUGGUGCGGUGAAGGGGGUGCUGGAGAUUCUGGUUCAGGGGGAUCAGCGGAAUGCGAUUGAGACCGCGCUGGAGAGGAGAGGGGUGAGGGGGCAGUGGGUUGAUGUGGUGGAUAAGACGAAGAAGAAGAAGAAGUAAUGUAACGGAUUCUAUAUAGCAAAAUUGAGUCUAGUAUAAGCACACUCAAUAUCGCCGAUCAAUAAAAUACCUGAAGACGUGGUAACUAAUUGUAUAUAUG
Molecule: messenger RNA, 2188 nt
Organism: Talaromyces proteolyticus
Lineage: Eukaryota; Fungi; Ascomycota; Eurotiomycetes; Eurotiales; Trichocomaceae
Product: putative RNA binding protein Ligatin/Tma64
Exons: 3
Coding region: 154-2088 (644 amino acids)
Biological process (GO): formation of translation preinitiation complex; translational initiation
Molecular function (GO): translation initiation factor activity
Source: RefSeq, a predicted model, not a curated record